Molecule: messenger RNA, 490 nt
Organism: Procambarus clarkii (red swamp crayfish)
Lineage: Eukaryota; Metazoa; Arthropoda; Malacostraca; Decapoda; Cambaridae
Source: RefSeq, a predicted model, not a curated record
UACAAAUCCGCUACUUUUAGAGCGUCAGCUCGCUACUUUCCGCAACUUAGAUCUGGCAACCCUGGUGCUCUGCACAACAACACCGGUGAGAGAUGUACAGGGCAUGUCGUUGAGGAUAUACAAUAAAGGUUUUCGGCGGCUUCUGAACAAGUGGCCAGGGAAGAGAACACUUGGUGUCUACAGGUUCUUGCCCAUCUUCUUUGGCUUAGGGGCAGCACUGGAGUUCUCCAUGAUAAACUGGCAUGUUGGAGAAGUCAAUUUCUAUCGUACGUACAAAAAGCGACAAGCGGAAAAACUGGCUGUUGAGGAACUUCGAAACAUUGAACUAAGGACCUAAGAUCAAUACUGUGUAUGUGCAAGUUAUUUAUUCAAGUAUUAGAAACAUUGAUUUUUCUACAAACUGUGAAAGACAGUACUCUUCAAAAAUUAUUUAUACAGUACAAUAGGAUACUGUACAUUAAGUGCAGAUUGGCAUAAAUUCAGGAAACCA